UCCGGAAAGAGCCCAUAAUAUGGCGGAGCCAAUCACUAACAAGCCCCACCGUUGGCCGGACUCUUACCAGAGGGACUCUACUCACUGUAGCCGCAGAAAGUGUAACUGGGAAUAGAAAGAGAGAGCAAAUCGUAAGGAUCAUUCUGUCCUUCUCUUGGGCAGGAGCGGAAUCAGGAAUAGGGGAACCCCGCGCAGUAAAAUGUAUGUCUCAUGAUGAACUUUAUUUAUAUAUUUUAUAAGUUUAAGAAUUGAUUUAAUCUUAUGUUAACCAUAAAAUUUAAGGUUAUAUUUCUACUUUAUUUACUUGCGAGAGUUUAUCAUAUUGGGCUCAAAGUAUACGUCUCGCGAUAGCCCACACAUAACACAAUGAAUUACCAUUUUUUAAUAUUGAAUUUUUAUAAACUCGACUACCAUAAAGCAAUCACGACAAUUGAAACUUGACGAUGGAUUUAACUCACGGAGGCUUCUGUCUCCAAGAUUCGACUGUAACAACUUACAUACAUUCUAGAUGUGCGGAGUAAUCUUUCACAUGGUUCUUAUUUUGCACAUUACAGUCCUGAACCCCUUCCAUCCAGAAACCUUUCGACCAAUAGAAAAAAUAUAGAAAAUGACAGAACGGUCCUUACGAUUUGCUCUCUCUUUCUAUUCCCGAUUACACUUUCUGCAGCUAUAGUCAGCAGUCCAGUACUAUAUGUCGAUGGUUUAUGCUCCAUCCCGGUAUUUCUAUGUUAAUGCCUUGGUCAAAUUUCGGUUAUCUGGCACAUUUCCUCAUUGGAGGAGACAACCAUAAGGAAGACUGGCACGUCUCCUCAUUGGAGGAGGCAGUCACAAGGAAAGGAAGGAAGGAACCAUAAGGAAAGGUGGAAAGGAUUUUGGUUAUAAUACUUUGGCUCAUCUCAUGCACUUUGGAGAAUAAAUAUGAAAAUCACGUGCGUUAUAUGUUGCGAUCCCCUUACACCAUCGGAUGACGUAUUUUAUACUCCAUGCGGUCAUGUAUUUCACUUCUCCUGCAUCGUAAAAUGGUUGGAAAGAUCCAAAUCAUGCCCACAAUGUCGAGAGAAAGUUACAGAAACUAAGAUCCACCGAAUUUACUUCAAUUACUCUGAUACUAAUGUGCCUGUUGAAAGCUCUUCCUCGCUACAAGAGCGAGUUGAAAAUCUUAAAUUUCAAAUAAUGUUGAAGGAGAAUGACAUUAAGCAUUAUACCUCAAAGGCUGCAACCCUGGAACAUCAAACUUCAGGACUUAGGAAAGAGGUGCGGAAGCUUGAAAGUGAAAUGCUACAAAAGGAUUCUGCUAUAUAUGCUCUACAAAAGCAGAUAAAUUAUUUAAAACAGCAAAAUGAAGAGGCUGAAGCAGCAAAGAAACAAGCUGCCGUUCUAAAAAGAAAGUUAGAAGAGUUACGAAGUGUUCAAGUUAUACUGGAUGCUCCUGCUGAAGAGGUUGAUGAAAUUAUAGCAAAUACAAAAAAUCCCGCUAGUCUUGCAACAUAUAUUUGUGUGAUCAAAAGGGAAUUGACAAGCAGUUCUAAUAAAUGUAGAGAAUUACGGACUACUGCCAAGAAGUUACAGCAAGAUCUUACAAAGGUUUCCUUAGAACGCAACUUUCUCAAUGAUGAACAUUCAAAGAGAAUGCAAUUGCAAGAAGAUUAUGCAAUAUGCGAAAGUGAAAAAAUGGCACUUCAACAAAAGUGUGCAGAACUGGAAGCAGUAAUUUCAAAUUGCUCCAGUUUUAACAAAUCUAAUGAUAGCAAUCGUUUAUCUAUUGAAAGUAAUACACAAAGGGAAGACACCUCGCGUAUAAGCUUAUCCUCUUCAGUCGAAAAGAAGAACAGUGAUGAUUCAGUGAUUUUUGUAUCGUAUUCAGUUUCUGAACCUUCGCGGUCGACUGAAAAUGUUAAUAAUUCUCAAGUAAAAUCGAUUGGUGUUCCUACUUUGAAAGCACAACAUUCGCAACGGCACAAAAAUAGUGGAUUUUCUAUCUUGGCAAAAAAAUCUAGAAUAUCUCAUCCCUCUAAUACACGCGUGAUACCUGAAGAUAUUACAUACAAUGGGUUUGGUGGUCAUUCGAAAUCUGACAAUUUUCCUACAUCUAGCAGUGGCACAAAACAAAAAAAAUUAAACGACUUCCGCAAAUCCAAAAAACUGAAACUUGACAAUUGAAGCAUUCAAGCAUUUACCAUUAACAAAAUAUAAUUCUGUAUACAAUUAAAUUUUAGGAUUUCUUCCUGGAUAGUUCGACAAGAAGUUGUAUAUUAUUUUAAUUAUUAUAUAAAAUAUCAAGAGACUGAACUUUACAAUUGAAGCAUUCAAGCAUUUACCGUUAAUAAAAUAUAAUCCUGUAAACAAUUAAAUUUGAAGAUUUCUUCGUGGAUAGUUCAACAGGAAAUUGUAUAUUAUGUUAAUUAUUUAAAAUAUCUGUACAUUUCUGCGAUGUAGAAUUUGGUAGUGAGUUUUGUAACAAAUAAAAAUGUUUAAUUUUCA
Molecule: messenger RNA, 2481 nt
Organism: Cephus cinctus (wheat stem sawfly)
Lineage: Eukaryota; Metazoa; Arthropoda; Insecta; Hymenoptera; Cephidae
Gene: nopo
Product: E3 ubiquitin-protein ligase TRAIP
Exons: 7
Coding region: 919-2160 (413 amino acids)
Molecular function (GO): zinc ion binding
Source: RefSeq, a predicted model, not a curated record